This is a messenger RNA of Parascedosporium putredinis, 1272 nucleotides long. Lineage: Eukaryota; Fungi; Ascomycota; Sordariomycetes; Microascales; Microascaceae. The record is from the annotation of a GenBank genome assembly.
AUGGCGCAAGGAGAUUCCGCUAGGGUGCAGGAGGCCCAGAAGCUCGCAAAGACCGACCCCAGGAAGGCCGAGCAGCUCCUCCGCGACAUCAUCUCACAGACACCCUCUGUCAACUCCGAGGCCGCCGUCCGGGACUACGAGCUGGCGCUGAUUGCUCUAGGAGAGAUUUACAGAGAUGAGAAGAACACAACAGAGCUUGUCGAGCUCGUCAAGACGAGUCGAUCCGUGCUAUCAUCCUUUGCCAAGGCCAAAACCGCGAAACUGGUGAAGCAGCUCCUCGACCUCUUCCAAGACAUACCCAACUCCAACGAGAUCCAGAUCGCCGUGACCAAAUCCUGCAUAGAAUGGGCCACGAGCGAGCGCCGCAGCUUCCUGCGCCAGAACCUCGAGACCCGCCUCGUGGGUCUGUACAUGGCGAAGCAGUCGUACUACGAGGCCCUCACCCUCAUCAACAGCCUCUUGCGCGAGCUCAAGCGCCUCGACGACAAGCUCGUCCUCGUCGAGGUCCAGCUCCUCGAGUCCCGCGUCUACCACGCCCUCGGCAACAUCCCCAAGGGUCGCGCCGCCCUCACCAGCGCCCGCACCAGCGCCGCCUCCGUCUACACCCCGCCCCGCCUCCAGGCCGACCUCGACAUGCAGAGCGGCAUGCUCCACGCCGAGGACCGCGACUUCAACACCGCCUUCUCCUACUUCAUCGAGGCCCUCGACGGCUACCACGCCCAGGACGAGCCCGCCAAGGCCACCGCCGCCCUCCAGUACAUGCUCCUCUGCAAGAUCAUGCUCAACCUCGCCGAGGACGUAAACACCCUCCUCCAGUCCAAGCAGGCCCUCAAGUACGCCGGCCAGAACCUCGAGGCCAUGAAGGCCAUCGCUAGGGCCCACUCCAACCGCUCCCUCGAAGAGUACGAGCGCGCCCUCGCCGCCUACCGCUACGAGCUCGGCAGCGACGCCUUUAUCCGCAACCACUUGCGCCGCCUGUACGACGCCAUGCUCGAGCAGAACCUCAUCAAGGUCAUUGAGCCCUUCUCCCGCGUCGAAAUUGACCACGUCGCCAAGAUUGUCGGCCUCGACACCCAGCAAGUCGAAAGGAAACUCUCCCAGAUGAUCCUCGACAAGGUCAUCAUCGGCGUCCUCGACCAGGGCGCCGGUUGCCUCAUCAUCUUUGACGAGACGCACAGGGAUGACAGCUACGACGCCGCCCUGUCCACCGUCGACAAGCUCAGCAACGUCGUCGACGGCUUGUACAUAAACCAGGCCUCUCUGUUGGAGUAA